AUGAAUCGCCUCUUUGGAGCUAAAAGUAAUGCUCCCAAACCCACCCUUGACGGUGCCAUCGCAAAUGUGGACAAUCGUGUUGCGAGCAUAGACGUGAAACUGGCAGCUCUCAACUCAGAACUGUCUACCUAUCAAUCAAAAAUUGCCAAGAUGCGCGAUGGACCAGGCAAAAAUGCCCUCCGGCAAAAGGCGCUUAAGGUGCUGCAGCGACGGAAGCAAUACGAAGCCCAACGGGAUCAGCUAUCCCAGCAAUCAUGGAAUAUGGAACAGGCUGGGAUGAUGCAGGACAACUUGAAGAAUGUGAUGACCACUGUAGACGCAAUGAAGACGACUACCAAGACCCUUAAGAAGCAAUACGGCAAGAUCGAUGUGGACCAGAUUGAGCGGAUGCAAGAUGAGAUGGCCGACUUGAUGGACAUCGGGAACGAGAUCCAGGAAAGUAUAUCGCGUGCGUAUGAUGUUCCUGAAGACGUGGAUGAAGCGGAGCUUGAUGCAGAAUUGGAGGCGCUGGGAGAGGAGACGAUGUUCGAGAACUCGAUGGGUGAAAGUGCAAUGCCUAGUUUCCUUCAGGAUGAGGUGGCGCCACCCCAGUUUAUUGACGAGCCCCCAGAGCAAACUAAGGUCAAGGAGCCUGCCAGCGGUCUAGGGUAA
This is a messenger RNA of Aspergillus bombycis, 651 nucleotides long. Its product is annotated as putative SNF7 family protein (Cta1). The record is from RefSeq and is a predicted model, not a curated record. Gene Ontology annotation, cellular component: multivesicular body. Gene Ontology annotation, biological process: vesicle budding from membrane; late endosome to vacuole transport via multivesicular body sorting pathway. NCBI's taxonomy places the organism in Eukaryota, Fungi, Ascomycota, Eurotiomycetes, Eurotiales, Aspergillaceae. Bases 1 to 651 code for a protein of 216 amino acids. The transcript has 2 exons.